AUGUGGCGCCUACUCGCAGCCACCGUAGGCUUUCUCACUCAGCAAGCCUCUGCCCACGGCGGUGCUGCAAACUACACAGUUGGAGACAUCUGGUACCCAGGCUACGACCCCUACGCCGGCUCCUGGCAAGACACAGACCCCACCAUCCCCCAACGCAAAUGGAUCACCAACGAGCCCAUCUUCGAAACCACCAACCACUCCCUCGCCUGCAACUUCCCCGGCACCCCCGCCCGCGCCUCCAUCCCGUUCCCCGCCGGCUCUAACAUCUCCGCCAUGUACAACACGUGGGUGCACACUGUCGGCCCUAUGAUCGCAUGGAUGACGCACUGCACAAACGACGAUUGCGCGACCUUCGACCCCGUCGCCUCAAACGCGGAUUGGUUCAAGAUUGGCGAAAAGGGCUUGCUCGAGGGGGAUAUCCUGACGGGCUCGUGGUUCCAGAAGGAGUUUAGUCGGUGGGAUGGCAGUCCGAGCGUGUGGACGGAGCGGGUGCCCGAGUCGUUGCGGCCGGGCGCGUAUCUCAUUAGACAUGAGAUUGUGAGUUUGCAUAGUGAGCAUAGGCCUCAAUUCUAUCCGGAAUGUCUUCAGGUGAGGGUUACGGGGCAGGGGAACGCUUUUCCGGGGAAGGAAUACAUGGCUAAGAUUCCUGGUGUGUGGAGUAUGGACCAACCAGAGAUCAAUAUGAAUCCGUAUGAUCCGGAGACGGGUAGUAAGACGGAGUAUAAGAUUCCCGGGCCGCCGGUUUGGACUGGUUGAGAUGGAUUGAGGUUUUGAAUCGCGUGUGUUGUCCAAAGAAU
Westerdykella ornata is the source of this 797-nucleotide messenger RNA. Its product is annotated as glycoside hydrolase family 61 protein-like protein. Lineage: Eukaryota; Fungi; Ascomycota; Dothideomycetes; Pleosporales; Sporormiaceae. The transcript has 5 exons. The record is from RefSeq and is a predicted model, not a curated record. The coding region runs from base 1 to 756 and encodes 251 amino acids.